GUCACCUUCUCAUUCUCGACUAUUUAUUUUUUUUUAUAUAUUUUUUUCUCUUUUGAAUAUUUUGCAUGCUUUUCGGCCUUUUCCUUUUUUUUUAUUUCACUCAUUAGUUUAUUCAUUCUAUUUUGCCAUAUCCAACCAAUUUUUUUCCUCUUUUAUAACCCUUCUUUAUUUAUAUACAAUCCCUUUUUUUAUUCUCAACACCUCUGCUUUGACAUUAAAAUAAAAUGCGCUUUUGCUUCUAAAUUAACAGUUUAUUAUUUAAAUAAAUACACGUUUAUUUAUUUCUACAUAUAUAAUUAUUUUGAAUAAUUAUGUAAAAAUUAUUUUUGUUUUUUGGAAAAUUGUGUAGUUUUAUGCGAUUCUGAAAUUAGUAAAGGAGAAAUUUCUCGGCGUCAGGGUCGAACACCAUAAUUAAUAAACUACUAAUUAAUUUAAGUAAUAAUUAAAUUAAAAUAUACAUUAAUUUUUACUGUAAGCAUUACUUAAAAUUUUUUGAUGUUUUCUUAAUUAAAGUUCUUUUUUAGUUAACCUUGUAUUUUUUGUUUAAUUUUAGAAAAUUAUUUAACUUUAUGCCUUAAUAAUUAUUUUAUCUUUUAUUAAAAAAUGUCUGAAAAGGAGGAAAGUGCUGGUGGUGAACAAGAUGAUGUUUCUUUUUUAAGAACUGGAGAUAUAAUAUGUUUAACAUGCCUUGUAACAAGCCAAAAAGAGGGCGCAGGUGGAGAGUCAGAACGUGUUUGUUUAGCUACGGAAGGUUUUGGCAAUAGAAUGUGUACAUUAGAGAAUGUUUCUGAUCGUGAUUGUCCGCCAGAUAUUUCUUCUUGUUCUUUAUAUAUUGAGAAUGCACUUUCUGUUAGAGCUUUACAGGAGAUGAUGAGUGCCGAUGGAGGGAAUAUUGGUGGGAAUGCCGGAGGGGGUACAACAACAGCAACAAACACCACAUCAAAUGAUGCAACAACUUCAAAAGGAGGAGGACACAAAACACUUCUUUAUGGCCAUGCUGUUCAACUUAGACAUGUUCAGAGUUUAAUGUAUUUGGCAUGCCUUUCAUCGUGUUCUUCGAAUGAUAAAUUGGCUUUUGAUGUUGGUGUUCAAGAAGGGAGUGAAGAGGGAGAAUCUUCCUGGUGGACAAUUCAUCCAGCAAGCAAACAAAGGUCAGAGGGAGAAAAAGUUCGUGCUGGUGAUGACGUUAUUUUGGUCAGUGUUGCAACUGAACGAUAUUUGGUUGGAAAUUUAAAAAAUAUUUUUAAUCUAAAAAAUAAAUAG
Molecule: messenger RNA, 1263 nt
Organism: Meloidogyne enterolobii
Lineage: Eukaryota; Metazoa; Nematoda; Chromadorea; Rhabditida; Meloidogynidae
Source: the annotation of a GenBank genome assembly